Messenger RNA from Pogoniulus pusillus (Red-fronted tinkerbird), 2352 nucleotides. Its product is annotated as sucrase-isomaltase, intestinal-like. Gene Ontology annotation, biological process: carbohydrate metabolic process. Gene Ontology annotation, molecular function: carbohydrate binding; alpha-1,4-glucosidase activity. Bases 1 to 2352 code for a protein of 783 amino acids. The record is from RefSeq and is a predicted model, not a curated record. NCBI's taxonomy places the organism in Eukaryota, Metazoa, Chordata, Aves, Piciformes, Lybiidae. The transcript is spliced from 17 exons.
AUGAGGUUUGACAAGGAUAGGCAUAAUAAACUGCACCAGUACAGGUUAGGAGGUGAUCUGCUGGAGAGCAGCCCUGUGGAAAAGGACCUGAGAGUCAUGUUGGACAGGAAGUUAUCCAUGGGACAGCAAUGUGCCCUUAUGACCAAGAAGGCCAAUGGGCUCCCUGCUGCUCUGACUGCCUUCUCUCCGUGCCCAGUCCUAGAUGGGUGUCUCGGCUCAGGUGAGAACAAUCAGUGUCCUGGGGCCGUAGCGGUGCAGCAGCGCAUUGACUGCCACCCCCAGCCCGGCGCUUCCCGGGAGACCUGUGAGGCGCGGGGCUGCACCUGGUGUGCCAGCGACGUGGCCAACGCUCCCUGGUGCUUCUUCCCGGAGGACAGUCCCUACGGCUACUCCGUGGGCGGGGGCGCCGUGAAGACAAGCAAAGGCUGGAGGGUAACCCUGGACAAACGGCAGGCCCGGUCCCUCUUUGGAAAUGACAUUUCCCCAGUCAUGCUGGAAGUGGAGUUCCAGACAAAGGACAGAUUCCGGUUCAGGCUCUACGACCCCAACAGAGAGCGCUUUGAAGUCCCGCUCAAGAUUGACUCUCCUGGUGUUACUGCUGAUGACGCUAACUAUGAAGUCGAGUUCCCAGAUGACUCCUUGCACUUCAGGAUCAGGAGGAAAAGCACGGGCACUGUGCUGUGGGACAGUCCCCUGGUUGAUCUCUUUUUCUCCAACCAGUAUCUUCAGAUCACAACCACUGUGCCAUCCACUUCAGUGUAUGGAUUUGGUGAACAUGAGCAUACGUCCUUUAAACACAGCAUGGACUUCGUUACUUAUGGCAUGUACAGCAGGGAUCAGGCACCAACGCCAUCAGCCAACCUCUAUGGAGUUCACCCUUUCUACAUGUGUGUAGAACCUGAUUCCAAUGCCCAUGGUGUUCUCCUUCUGAACUCCAAUGCACAAGAUGUUUCUUUGAGUCCAAAUCCAUCUUUAACUUUCCGCACUAUUGGAGGAAUCCUUGACUUCUACAUCUUCCUUGGACCAACUCCUGAAAACGUGGUUCAGCAGUACACAGAGGCCAUUGGACGCCCACACAUGCCUGCCUAUUGGUCUCUGGGAUUUCAUCUCUCUCGAUGGGGUUAUGGCAGCCUUGAUGUUUUAAAGGCAACUGCCGAUCGCAUGCGCCGCUAUGACAUCCCAUACGAUGUCCAACAUUACGAUAUUGACUACAUGGAACGUCGCCUGGACUUCACGUAUGACAAAGUGAAUUUUGCAGGUCUGCCAGAGUUCCUCCAACAGAUGAAGAAGGAAGGGAAACACAAUGUCUUGAUUCUGGACCCUUUCAUAACUAAGGACGAAGAACCAGGCACUUACAGGCCUUAUGAACUCGGACAAGAAAUGGGGAUCUGGGUGAACAACUCCGACGGUGUAACUCCUGCUGUUGGAAAGGCCUGGCCCCCUGGAGAAUCAGUGUUUCCUGACUACACUAACCCCAGGACGGUUGAGUGGUGGACCCAGAUGUGCCUGGAGUUAAAGGAUGUCCUUGACUACGAUGGGAUCUGGAUUGAUAUGAAUGAACCGUCCAAUUUCUUAAGAGGCCAGUAUCCUGGGUGCUCUGAUAAUGACAUCAAUAACCCUCCUUACAUUCCUAGCAUUUCUGAUCGUUCCCUGUCAGAAAAAACCUUGUGUCCUGACUCCAAGACUUACCUUGGGGAGCAUUAUAACACACACUCACUCUUUGGCUGGUCACAGACAGAACCAACUUUCAAUGCUGUCCAGCAGGCAACUGGAAAGCGAGCAUUUGUCUUGAGUCGGUCUACAUUCGUUGGCAGUGGGAAGCAUGGGGGUCACUGGCUGGGUGACAACUUCUCUCAGUGGAAGGACUUGCGCUAUUCAAUCAUUGGAAUGCUGGAAUUCAACCUCUUUGGCAUCCCCUAUAUAGGUGCUGAUAUCUGUGGAUUUAACUACAACACCACUUACGAACUCUGCUUGCGCUGGAUGCAACUUGGAUCUUUCUAUCCAUUUUCCAGGAACCACAAUUCAGAGGGAAAUAAUGAACAAGACCCAGCAGUGUUUGGAAAAGAGUUUGCCAAGAUAUCUCGUGCUACACUUCGGAUCAGAUACUCACUGCUGCCAUACUUAUACACCUUGUUCUUCGAGUCUCAUGUCCAUGGAAACACAGUGGUGCGGUCACUGAUGCAUGAGUUUACCACUGAUCAGCAGACUCACGGAAUAGACACUGCCUUCCUCUGGGGACCUGCUUUUAUGAUCGCUCCUGUUCUUGAAGAGGCAAGUACAGCAAUGAAAAAAAAAGCCAUCAAACUGGAAUUAAAAGAUAAAGAACAACAACAAAAAAAGAACUGUGCUUAG